This is a messenger RNA of Uloborus diversus, 5810 nucleotides long. It is a transcript of the gene mbc, whose product is annotated as dedicator of cytokinesis protein 1-like. The transcript is spliced from 41 exons. Gene Ontology annotation, cellular component: cytoplasm; plasma membrane. The record is from RefSeq and is a predicted model, not a curated record. The coding region runs from base 1 to 5799 and encodes 1932 amino acids. Gene Ontology annotation, molecular function: guanyl-nucleotide exchange factor activity; small GTPase binding. Gene Ontology annotation, biological process: cell migration; small GTPase-mediated signal transduction. NCBI's taxonomy places the organism in Eukaryota, Metazoa, Arthropoda, Arachnida, Araneae, Uloboridae.
AUGACUAAAUGGACCUAUGUCAAAGAUAGAACAAGAUACGGCGUUGCGGUGUGUAAUUUUAAACAAGAUGGAACUCACAGAUUGCAUCUUACUGUUGGUGAAACUGUAUACAUACAACAGGAAAAUGAAGAAUGGUUUUAUGGUUGCUCUACAAAGAACAGGAACUCUUGGGGAAUAUUUCCGAAGACAUAUGUUUCAGUUAAGGAAUCUAUUAUUGAUAAAACUGGACCACAAGAAGCCAUCAUUCCUCGUGAAUCACCCAUUGUCCAAGAGAUAACCUCGGUUAUUCGUGAAUGGGGCUCAAUAUGGAAACAACUUUAUGUUUUACGUGACAACCAUUUUGAGAUAAUUCGCAACAUGAUGUUCGAGCUCAUCGACUGGCGACGAAAAAUCAUGUCUGGAACAUUACCUGUGGAUGAAUUAAAAGAAUUAAAGCAAAAAGCAACUGCAAAAAUUGACAUGGGGAAUGCGCUCUUGGGGCUAGAUUUAGUUGUCCGAGAUGAACAUGGGAACAUUUUGAAUCCUGAUGUUACAAGUUCAAUUGAUUUAUACCGUUCGCAUGAAGCUGCAACUCAAAGAAUUAAGUCGAUGGCAAAUUCUAACUUGGAUGACAAUAAAGGUCAGAAAACGUCAUCACGUUAUGUUCAUAGCUUUUACGUGACAGUUAAAAAUUUUGUGUGUCGCAUAGGGGAAGAUGCUGAGCUUUUAAUGGCACUGUAUGAUGCCAAAGAGGGAAGAUGUAUUAGCGAGAACUAUUUACUUAAAUGGAGUAAAGAAGGAUUAGCUAAAGACCUGGAUCAGCUAAAUAACCUAAGAGUUCUGUUUACAGAUUUAGGAAGUAAGGAUCUUGUUAGAGAGAAAAUGUAUCUCACAUGUCAGAUCAUUAGAAUUGGAGCAAUGGAAUUUAAAGAGCAUGACCACAAAAGAUCAACACACAUGCAAAGAAAAUCAUCUGAAGGUUUAAGGAGGCCUUUUGGAGUCGCUGCAAUGGACAUAACUGACAUACUCAAUGGUAAAUUGGAAAGUGAUGAAGAGAAACAAUACUUUAUUCCUUUUGUGCAAUGCAAUGAACGAGAUUUUUUAGAUAACUUGCUUCGAAAAGUUUUAACGUUUAAGGAAGUUUCUCAAAAAGAACAUAAAGGACAAGGACUUUGGAUAUGUGUAAAGCUACUUCAUGGGGAUCUAAAACAAGUAAAAGAAGAAAAUCCUCACCUCAUUACGCAAUCUACUUCGGUGGCACGCAAAAUGGGAUUUCCUGAAAUUAUACUGCCAGGUGAUGUGCGAAAUGAUUUAUAUUUAACUCUUUCACAUGGGGACUUCACAAAAGGUGCUAAAUCAUCAGACAAAAAUGUUGAAGUUUCUGUUAAAGCUCUUAAUGAAAAGGGUCAAUUAAUUAAGGAUGUGAUAAGUUUAGGUUGUGGUUCUGAAACAAUCAAUGAGUAUAAAAGUGUUAUUUAUUAUCAUGAAGAUAAGCCGAAGUGGAUGGAAACCAUUAAGAUUGCCAUUCCAAUAGAAGAAUUUUACAAUGCUCAUUUGAAGUUCACCUUUAAGCAUAGAUCCUCAAAUGAUGCAAAAGAUAGGGCAGAAAAAGCUUUUGCUGUUUCUUUUGUGAAACUAAUGCAAGACAAUGGCACUACUUUAAAAAAUGAGAUGCAUGAACUAUUAAUAUACAAGAUUGACUACAAAAAAUUUGAUGAUAGUGAUAUCAGUUAUCUUAAGUUGCCAUCUACUCGACAAGAGCUUGACAAAUAUAUUUCUAUCCAUUGUCCUUCUAGUCCAGCAAAAGGCUCUAAUAAUAUUAUAUCAUCAAAUGGCCUUUGUUUAAGUUCCAAAGAUAACUUUCAUAUUAGUUCCUUAGUAUGUUCUACAAAAUUGACUCAAAAUGUUGAUCUUCUUGGAUUGUUGAAAUGGUGGUCAAAUCCCGAAAAUUUGAAGAGUAACUUAAUUUCACUCAUGAAAGUUGAUGGAGAAGAAGUUGUAAAGUUUUUGCAGGAUACAUUAGAUGCUUUGUUCAAUAUUCUCAUGCAGAACUCAGAUUCUGAACUGUAUGACAACCUAGUUUUUGAAGCCUUGGUUUUCAUAAUUGGACUCAUUUCUGACAGAAAGUAUCAUCAUUUUCGACCUGUAUUAGAUAUGUAUAUUAAGGAAAAUUUUAGUGCUACUUUAACUUAUAACAAACUGAUUGUUGUCUUGAAGUAUUAUAUUGAGAGUGCUCAUCAGCAAGAAUUCCAAGAUAUUUUGUUGCGUGCCAUGAAAUCCAUAGAAUAUAUUUUCAAGUUUAUCGUAAGAUCAAGACAACUAUUUGCUGCGCUAAACGAUGACAAAGGUCAAGAAUUGUUUGAAGUUUCUCUUAAGCAACUGCUGCAUUCUAUUACAUCAAUGAUGAUGUAUGACACUGACACAACAUUACUUGUACAGGGAGCUUGUUUAAAAUACAUUCCAUUUGUCAUUCCUGAUGUUUUAUCAGUAUUUGAUGGUAAAGAACUGUGCCAUAUUCUUGUGGAGUUGAUCCACAAUGUUCCUAAAGAUCGUUUAACCAAACAAAAGAUGAUGAUGGUGAACGACUUGAUUCAUAGUACUCUGUUUCAAAAGCCAGAGUGUCGUAUAAUUCUGCUUCCUAUGGUCUGUGAUCAACUGCGCCCAUUACUAGAGAACAAAGAAGAAAUGCCAUUAUGUACGAAAAUUUUAAGUGACAUAAUGGUUGCUCUGUAUGGUCGAGACAUUGGACCCACCCAUAAAGACAUUUCUGAACUUAUGCUAUCUAUUUUGAGGACUAUCAUACAGUGUGUUGUACAUUUGGAAAGGAAAAAUUCUUUAGUGGGGAAUGUUGUUGCCACAAUGAUAUCUAUUCUUCGUCAAAUGACUCCAUACCAUUACAAUCAAUACAUCAGUAACUUCAAAACAAAAACUGAUCUUUUAGAUUUUAUAAUGGAAAUCCUUCUGGUCUUUCGGGAUCUAGUCAGCAAGCCAGUUUAUCCCUCUGAUUGGAAUGAGAUGAUCAUGCUGCAAAACAGUGUUAUUCUAAAAGCUUUAAGGCAUUUCUGCAUCACUAUUAGGGAUCGUUUUACAACACCCUUUGAAUACCAAGUGUGGAACAAUUUUUUUCAUUGUGCUAUAGCAUUUUUAACACAAGAUGCUCUACAGUUGGAAAAUUUUUCCCAAAAUAAAAGAAAUAAAAUAAUUUUGAGGUACAAAGAUAUGCGAAGAGAAACUGGAUUUGAAAUUAGAGCAAUGUGGUUUAAUUUAGGGCAAUAUCAGAUUAGUUUUGUGCCUGGUAUGGUUGGACCAUUUUUGGAAAUGACUUUAAUACCGGAAGUUGAACUUCGAAAAGCUACAAUACCGAUAUUUUUCGAUAUGAUGCAGUGCGAGUUUUAUUCCCAACGAACAUCUUUUCAUCAAGAUGACUUUUACAUUUCAAAUAGAGAGAUGAAGUGCAACUUUGAAGAAUUUGAACAUGAAAUGAUUACCAAGCUAGACAUGCUAAUUGAAGGUGGCAGAGGCGAUGAAGAAUACAAAAAUUUGUUUUUAGAAAUUGUAGGUGGCCUGUGUGAAAAUCAUCAAACCAUGCAUGAGAAAGGAAUGAUAUUUGUACGUACAGUUGUUCGUUUGAUGAAAAGACUUUUGGAGUACAGAAUGAUUGUGACAGAUGAAAACAAAGAAAAUAGAAUGAGUUGCACUGUUAACCUUUUAGAAUUUUAUCACGAGAUAAAUAGAAGAGAAAUGUACAUCAGGUAUCUGUACAAAUUGUGUGACCUUCACUUGGAAUGUGAAAAUUACGUGGAAGCUGCGUUCACUCUGAAACUUCAUGCCAAGUUAUUAAAAUGGAGUGAUGACCCUUUGCCUCAACUGCUCAAAAACGAUAAGCACCCUAACUGUGAAACCCAGAGGGAGUUGAAAGAAUGCUUGUACUAUGACAUCCUGGAUUACUUCGAUAAAGGUAAAUUGUGGGAAACUGGCCUUGCUCUCUGCAAGGAACUUGUGAUCCAGUACGAGAAUGAGGUUUUUGACUACAUCCAGUUGAGCGAACUGCUGAAAAGGAUGGCGGCCUUUUAUGACAACAUCAUGAAGCAGGUCCGACCAGAACCCGAGUACUUCAGAGUCGGAUAUUACGGGAAAGGUUUCCCUGCUUUCGUACAGAAUAAAGUGUUUGUUUAUAGGGGCAAGGAAUAUGAGUUGUUGAGUGACUUUAGCAGCAGACUGCUGAAUCAGUAUCCCACUGCACAGUUAAUGACUAAACUAGCUCCACCUGGUAAAGACAUUACUGAAUCGGAAAAGCAGUAUCUUCAAAUCAACAAAAUCGACCCCGUCAUGCAGGAAAGCAAACGGUUCCGCAAUAAGACAGUCCAUGAACAGAUCUUGAAGUAUUACAAAGUCAACGAGGUACAGCAUUUCACGUAUUCGAGGCCACUGAGGAAAGGCGAGAAGGAUUCAGACAACGAAUUCGCCACCAUGUGGCUGGAGAGAACUAAUCUGACGGUAUCCUAUCCCCUUCCUGGCAUUCUUCGAUGGUUUCCCGUCACUUUGUCACAAUCUCUGGAAAUAAGUCCUCUCGAGAAUGCUAUUGAAACUAUGGAGGUCACGAAUGCAAAGAUAUGUAGUCUGAUUCUCCUGCAUAAAAAUGAUCCAAUGUUGCCUGUCCAUCCUCUUAGCAUGCUUCUGAAUGGAGUAGUUGAUGCAGCUGUUAUGGGUGGAAUCAUUAAUUAUGAAAAGGCAUUUUUCAAUGAGGAAUACAUUCAAACACAUAACUCCGUAAAAGAUGCUGAAGGUAUACAAAAAUUAAAAGAUCUAAUUGCAUGCCAGGUUCCAUUAUUGGAGAUUGGUAUAGCCAUACACAAAGAAAAAGCUCCUGAAAGUUUGAAACCAUUUCAUAAACACAUGGAGGAAGCUUUUCAAAAGCUUAGAGCCAAUAUUGAAGAAAAAUAUGGCAAAAAGGGCCCUCCUCCGGAGUUACAGGAUCGCAUAUCUGUAAAUAUUCGUAGAGUGAAAACAGCACCUGCAAAAACAAAUUUGAAGGAUGAAAGAGCAUCAAAUGUCUCUAACUUUAUUACUGAAACCCCCAGAAAAAGUGUUCAAUCAAGUAUUAGCCUAACUUCUUCGACUUCCGCAAAAAUUUCUCCUGGUAUUAGAGGAACUUCUAUAUUUGUCAAGCCCAAUUCCAGUUCAAGUUCCAAGAGCUCUGGGAGGAAAAGCCGGGAGAGUUCAGUCCUAACUUUACGUAGAAGUUCAGGUUCAUCCUUUUCUACAUCCAACCAUGAAGCGCAGUCACAAUCUCAGUGGUAUGAUGUUUCUCCCACUUCUCCUAAACCAGAUGGUCCUGUCAUUGAAUUAAGUGAACCACUGACUCCUCAUCGUCCUCUUCGCUCUGAAGCUGAAAAACGUCUCAGCAGGCCUUCGAGUGGUCAGUUUCGACACCAAACCCCUUCUCCGACACCAAUGAGCAGGUCUCCUAGUGUUUCAUUAUAUUCCUUAUCAUUACCAUCAACACCUCUUGCCACUUCUCCCACCAGUAUUGAAAUGAAUGAUGAAAAGCCUCCUCCGUUACCCCAGAAACAAGCAUAUGCUGAUUAUACGAAUCUUACUGAUGACAUGCAGUUUUCAGGAACACUUAGGAAAAAUUCGGUCUCUUUAACUUUACGAGCAAAAAACAAGCCUCCUCCACCUCUGCCUGUGAAGGAAAGCAGCCCAGGUGUUUCCGUGAAGUCCCAGAGAGAAUCUCCAAACGAUUUAAAUCCAGACAUUCCUCCCGAACUGCCCAAGAGGCCCCCGUCUCGAAUGGCCGAUGAAACGUUGGACAGUUGAUACUUUUCCUA